GUAACUUCGUGUUUAUCUAUAGUAAAAAUUAUUUGCAUUUAAAUUUCUAUAUUUAAAAAAGGAAAAAAGUAAUUUGUGUUUUAUCAGUUAAUGAUAAUCAAUAAUCAGCAAACAUUCAUACGUUAUAAUAUAAUAGAUGAUCAUAACGAAGAGCAGCAGAACAACAUAAUUAUUAUAAAAAUUGAAUCUGAAUCCAAUUCAUCUUGUAUUAAAAUUAAAAUGUUAAUUUUGAGAAAAAGUGUUAUUCUAUUAGUAAUAUUAUGUAUAUUAUGUAUAUAUACUAUAACAUUAGAGAGUAGAUCAAUUAAUUCAGAUGAAAAAAAUACAAGUGAUAGUAAAUCGAAUCGUAAUGGUAGAGCAUUUACACGUUUUCAAAGAAAUACUUCCAGAUUAUUAAAUAAAAGAUCUCAAUCAAAAAAUUGUGCAAAUUCAACACACACAUUUGAAUCAUUACCAGUUCCAGCUGGAAAAAAUUUAGAAUUAGUGCAUAUUGUAUUUAGACAUGGAGCUCGAACACCAGCUGAUACAUAUCCAAAUGAUCCACAUAUUAAUGAAACAUUUAAACCAUAUGGUUGGGGACAAGUUACAAAUUUAGGUAAAUGCAAAUUGUAUAAUACUGGUGAAUGGUUGAGGACACGUUACAACUCGCUACUGGGACCAUAUUAUUUUCCAGACCUUGUUCAUGCCCAAAGUACUGGUGUAUCAAGAACUCAAAUGUCAAUUCAAAUUGUAUUAGCUGGUUUAUUUAAACCCAAAUCAACUCCAAUGGAAUGGAAUAAAAAAUUAAAUUGGCAACCAAUACCAGUUAAUUAUGAGGAAUUAAAUAAGGAUACAUUAUUGUUAGUACGUAUUCCUUGUCCACGUUAUGGUGAAAAUUUCGAUGAAAUUAUGAAUGAAAAUGAAAAUAUUAAAGAUUUAAUGGAAAGAAGUGCUGAACUUUAUAAAAAUUUAACUGAAAUUACUGGUUUAGAAAUAAAAACACCAGAUGAUGUAAGCUCCCUUUAUAGUACACUAAAAGCUGAGAAAGAAUAUGGUUUAACACUACCAAAAUGGACAAUGGAUUAUUUUCCAGAUAAAAUGCAAGAAAAUGCUGAACUUUCAUACAAUUUUAAUAUUUAUACAAAAGAAAUGCAAAAAAUUAAAUCUGGUCCAUUUAUUAAAAAAAUGUCUAAUGAAUGGAAAGCCAAACGUGACAAUACAUUGUCACCAAGUACUCGAAAACUUUAUAUUUAUUGUGGUCAUGAUUCAAGCAUUGUGAAUUUUCUUUAUGCCCUAGGUGUUUGGAAAACUCAGUUUCCUGGUUAUUCAGUAAUGGCCAUAUUUGAAUUAUAUAGUACUACAGAAGGAGAUUAUGAAGUAAGAAUUUAUCAAAAGGAUGAAGGUGAAAAUCCAAUUCCAUUAACAAUUCCUGGAUGUACAGAAUAUUGUCCAUUAGAUAAAUUCUUAGAACUAACAGCUGAUAUUAUACCUGAAGAUGGUUUAACUGAAGAAUGCAAAGCAAAAGAUCCAAAUUAUGUGCCACCACCAUUAGGUGGUCCAUAAAAUAAUAAAGUAUAUUCAACAUACAAACAUUAUACAUAUUUUUGAGAUCUUUCGAUAUCAAAUCUUUUCCUUCCUUUGAAAAUAAAAUUGUGAUUAUUGUUCGUCAAGUUUUCAAUAAAAUUAUUUUUCGUAUAAAAUUUUGAAGAUUUUUUAAAGAAUUUGUUUAAUUUUUUCUUUCUUAAAAAAAAACUUGAUUGAUUCAUGUUAUUGGUAUUGAAGGACCAAAGCCAUUCCGAAGUUUAGCUUCAACUGGCUUUAAUUAAAUUUAUUGAAAAACUAAAAUUUAAAUCAAAUUUAAUUAUUGUUAAAUAACGCAGCAUCUGUGCAUUGUCAAUUUUUAUCUUCACAAGCUACAGCAAUAUAGCCCUUAAUUAAUUUGAAAAAGACCAAUUUGUGUACAUUUAUUUAUUUAAAACAGAUUAAUUAAUUAGAAUAAAACAUAAUAAUUAUUUAAGAUUCUUAA
Condylostylus longicornis is the source of this 2005-nucleotide messenger RNA. Its product is annotated as prostatic acid phosphatase-like. Lineage: Eukaryota; Metazoa; Arthropoda; Insecta; Diptera; Dolichopodidae. The coding region runs from base 91 to 1542 and encodes 483 amino acids. Gene Ontology annotation, biological process: dephosphorylation. Gene Ontology annotation, molecular function: phosphatase activity. The transcript is spliced from 7 exons. The record is from RefSeq and is a predicted model, not a curated record.